Mercurialis annua (annual mercury) is the source of this 801-nucleotide messenger RNA. RefSeq names its product F-box protein CPR1-like. The record is from RefSeq and is a predicted model, not a curated record. Bases 1 to 801 code for a protein of 266 amino acids. The transcript has a single exon. Lineage: Eukaryota; Viridiplantae; Streptophyta; Magnoliopsida; Malpighiales; Euphorbiaceae. Gene Ontology annotation, molecular function: protein binding.
AUGAAGAAGCUCCUCAGCGCAACCGGAGACGCAGCUGCCGGAGACGUACCUAUAGACGUUAUUUGUAGCAUACUAUCGUAUCUCCCCGUCAAGUCGGUACUACGUUUCAAAUGCGUAUCAAAAUCAUGGUGCUCUCUAAUCAAUGAUUCUCACUUUAAAAAAUCACAUAUCCCUCAAUCACAUGAUCAGGUAUUUAUUUUCCGAAGUUCGGACAAGUAUUAUAGUUUCUAUGCUGGACUCUUUAUUGAUGUAAUAGUUUCAGGAGCAUCUAAGCCAAUGGAAUCACUCUUCACUCGUAUCCCUAAUCCACACAUAUGCAGUGGCACGAAAUUAUUGGCGGCUUGUGAUGGCUUGUUACUCGUGAGAAAUUGUGAUGAUGACCACUUAACUUUAUUGAACCCUUUGACUAGAGAGCAUCGUAAUCUGCAGGAUGUUAGAUAUGAUUUUCCGUCGUCAGGGUGCAGUUCUUUCUACGACUUGGGUUAUGAUUCGUCAACGGAUGACUACAAGGUAUUUCUCCGACAGUCAUUUGCUCUCUCUGAAAAGCCGCCGAGGGAGAUCAGAGGAGAGAUUAAUAUUCUCUCUGUGAAAACAAAUUGUUGGCGGAUGGUUAAAUAUUUUGAUGGAUAUGACGGCAAGAAUGCCGUAAAUCUAAAUGGAUCUCUGAAUUGGGCACUAAUGCACUAUUGUUCACCAGAAGAAGAUGAGUUUUCGACCGCCAAGAUUGUUUCAUUUUCUCUAGCAAACGAGACGAUAACAGAGAUGAAACUUCCUUGUUAUUACAGUCAAGGACGGAGAUAG